AUGGACGCAUUAACAACUCAGGAACAGCGUGUGAAGGCGACAUGGUUCAUCAUCUGUCCAGAUGUGGACAAUACAUUCUUCGAAACGGCAAAAGCAAUGCACCAAAUCCUGACCGGAAAGUUGUAUAAAGUACGUUACAAAACUUCAGAUACAUACCUGUACGAACGCUGGAAUAUUGCAAGACGGACAGGAUACAAUUUUUCCACUGCGGGCAAAGUCAUCAUCGAGCUGGAGAAAACAGUAUCUCAAGAGGACAUGCCUACAACACUUGGCACCAUCUUGAUGAUAGAGAAGCUGUCAAAGGAAAACAGGCUACCAUACGAGGAAGUCUGGCAUAAAACCAUCCAAUUUUUCGGACGACGACAAGAUGUGGUGGCAGUCCAGAUGCGCAACGCACUAGAAGAAAGCCAGCGCGGAGCAUGUCAAUUAGAAGAAGAGGAGUGCCAAUCGGACGAUCGUAUUGAUUCAGCAGUUGUCAUAGAUUCAGCAAUAGACCCUAGCGGUGAUGCUUCUGUAGUAGAAGGAGGGGAGAAUGGAUGGAGUAGACGAUUAAGAAAAAGAACUAGAGACGCAAUAACCGAUUCCUCCUCGUCGGAAUCCGAAGCAGAUACAGCACCCGAAGAGCGCUUGCUAAAGCUGUCUUCGACUUACGAGCAUGAAUACCUAACUCCGCAGUGGUUAUGGGAGAAGGUGUACCAAUUAACAAAUGGAAUUGAUCUCGAUCCCUGUUGGCACGUAGAGUCAGUGGUGCGGGCAAAGAAAACAUAUGGGAUGCAGCUAGAUGGCUCCUUCAUAAACGCUCUUCAUUUAGAAAAAUGGGACUCGGGCGAGUGGGUAUGGUUGAACCCCCCAGGACAUGCCCUUUUUCCUUCGCACCUCGGGCACCCAGACAACAUAAAUCUUCAUGGACAGUUUUGGAAUAAGGUGUUUCUUGAGAUGUCGAAGGGACACAUUGAGCGGAUCUGUGCCAUCGUCCCUAAUGUUGGAUCUUCAACAUGGCUAGCAACACUAUUCAAAGAAGGCCUCAUCUGCUUUCUUCACAAAAGAAUAGAUUGGGUGCUGUCAUUAGCAGCUAAGGAGAGGAGGAUGAAAAAUCCGAAAACCGCCCGUGAUCUCUUUCCUCGACUCAUAGUUUACCUCGACAGCGACCCCACCUACCCAUACCAACAGAGAUUCGCAGAGAUCUUUAGUGAUGUAGGAUUCAUUCCCGGCUAUAAUCUGAGGAUGUGGAAACAACCGCAGCCGUUGAGGCACAUCCGUUAUCUCAGUGUAUGCUCUGGUAUUGGUGUUGGCGAACUUGCUCUUCAACAUGUCCUUCCCAGCGCGGAAUGUGUAGGAUAUUUCGAAGUCGACAAAGACGCUUUAGCCGUGUAUCAACAUCACUUUCCUAAUCAUACGAACUUUGGGGAUGUCACUAAAGCAGAUGUUGGGAAAUUGCCGGACUUUGACCUUCUUAUAGGUGGCAUCCCUUGUCAGCCGUUUUCGACAAUGGUUUCUAAUCAUCACAUCCGGAAGAACCAUGAUGAUCCAAGGGCUGAACCUUUUAAACACUAUGUUCAUAUUCUCAAAGCGAAGAAGCCCCGUUGGUUUCUUAUGGAGUGUGUGAGUUACAUGGAAAAAGAAACGGAGCAACGGAUUAGUCGAGAGAUUGGAGUGUUGCCAGUAGCGAUUGACAGCGGUAAUUUUGCAGCACAAUCAAGAAGACGGAAUUAUUGGGCAAACUGGUAUAUUCCCCAACCGAUACGAAGUAAAGGUAUUAAACUGGAAGAUAUUGUUGAAAGAUCUGUUCCACCGAAUCCAGCAAUCAAGAGGAAAGAAUUGAAAGAAUUCCACCCUCCGCUCGACACAGUCUCUUGUUUGAUACGCCCGAUGGAAAACGGCAAAAAAACGGGGACAGUCUCGUUAAGAACCGAUGGAAAAUCAAACUGCUUGUUGACUACAGAUUCUUAUCAAAGCACAUUAGUGAUUAGUGGGGGUUUUCGGUUCUUGACGCACUUAGAACGUGAAAGGUUACAGGGGCUUCCGGAUAAUUAUACGUCGAUGGUUAGCUCUAACAAAGCAAGGCUGAGAAUAGUUGGAAAUAGUUUCAACUUGCCGACGAUCGAGUACAUUUUACAGCAGAUGAUAUCAGCCCUGAAAAUGCAACAAGACCCCCAACCUAUUGAUGCCGAGUCGGCUCUAUAUGAAACGCUACAUGCCAUCCUUGACAGGAUUCAGCAGUCACCCAACACCAAGAAACAGGAUAAAUCGCGUCUAAAUCAACUCAAAGGCAACAAUCUUCUUUCCUUGUUCCAAACACCUGAGAUACUCAUUAGCAGGAUCAAGGAAAAAUGGACAAACGAGCAUACAUAUUACAAUUAUAUCAAAUUGGUGUCAAAAAUAGCACGCAAUGCUACGAGGGCUGAAAAGGCAAUGAUCCUUCAUCUAGCAGAGGAUGCAAUGGACGACCUUGAUAGUCAUUUUACAGACACAUUCCACUCUCACUUCAAGAAUGUGACAUUCGAAAGGUUCAAACAGUCAAAAAAUGAAGCAGCAUCCCAAGAGAUGACCCAGGAAGAUAUCACCAAUUAUGUCCCUUACAGCGAACUCUUAGCAGGAUUGAAAGUCGCUUUGACAUUCAUCAAUGAGGGAAAUAUAGUGGAGCAUCAAUUUCUAAUUGCUCUUGGGAUGAACCUGGAUGCAGAUAAAAUUCGUAGAUGCGAUAUUUUCAAAGCGAUGAUUAGUGAAGACGCUAAUGUUACGGUGAACAACGAAGGGAAAACUGUCUUCAUCCGAAAAUGCAAUAAGACUGGUGAAAAGAAUGUCCUCAUUCAGAUGGGAAACACCAUUCAACCAUACGUUAACAUGUUAGCAAAUGUCAGAAAGGGCAAUGGACAGGAUCGUCUUUUUCUAAAACCUGAUGGAAGUAUUCCAACCGAUGCCUGGUAUAGCGACGAAUUUAGUAAUGCUAUGGAACGAAUGUUUGGAAAGCGUGUAACACAGAAACGCCUUCGAAUUUCAGUGGGGAUGCAUCUUUCUGAAAGGGAUAAUGGAGAUCACGCUUAUCAGAAGGAAAUCGAACGUAGGAUGGGUCAUACCUAUGCUGUUCAUCAGCGCUAUUACAAUCUGUUCAAGUCAUUUGUAGAACAGCCUAGGAAUUAG
This is a messenger RNA of Spizellomyces punctatus DAOM BR117, 3141 nucleotides long. RefSeq lists its product as uncharacterized. Gene Ontology annotation, molecular function: methyltransferase activity; DNA binding. Lineage: Eukaryota; Fungi; Chytridiomycota; Chytridiomycetes; Spizellomycetales; Spizellomycetaceae. The transcript has 2 exons. The record is from RefSeq and is a predicted model, not a curated record. The coding region runs from base 1 to 3141 and encodes 1046 amino acids.